Molecule: messenger RNA, 1344 nt
Organism: Quercus lobata
Lineage: Eukaryota; Viridiplantae; Streptophyta; Magnoliopsida; Fagales; Fagaceae
Product: probable LRR receptor-like serine/threonine-protein kinase At3g47570
Exons: 1
Coding region: 531-1184 (217 amino acids)
Biological process (GO): protein phosphorylation
Molecular function (GO): ATP binding; protein kinase activity
Source: RefSeq, a predicted model, not a curated record
GGGAACUUCCUGAGGUAAACAAUAUGAAAAAUAUUUACUAUUUGGAUGUCUCAACAAACAAUUUGAUUUGGGAACAUUCCUAGUUCCAUUGGGAGUUGUUCGAACUUGGAAUAUAUUAGCCUGCAACGGAAUUCCUUUAAAGGCUCCAUACCUUAAUCUAUGGCUUCCUUGAGAGGCCUUCAGCAUCUAGAUGUUUCAAGAAAUAACCUAUCAGGAUUGAUUCCAAAGGGUUUAGAAAGCUUCCUUUCUUACAAAGUUUGAAUCUCUCGUUCAAUGACAUUGAGGGUGAGGUACCAACUGAAGGAGUUUUUAGAAAUGCAAGUGCAAUAUUAGUGAUCGGAGAUACUAAACUUUGCGGGGGUGUACCAGAAUUGCAGUUGCCUGCAUGUCCUAUUAAAGUAAGGAAAUCAAGAAAGUCCCUUGCUUUCAACCUAAAAAUUGCAAUCGUAUUUAUUGUCCUACUUUUCCUCACGAUUUCAUUCUUUUUUGUUUGUUAUUGGAGGAAAAAAUCAAAAAAUAAUUCAUCUUCUAUGGUCUCAACAAUAGACCUCCUUCCAAAUGUUUCCUAUGGAAUGCUCAAUCAGGCAACUAAUGGAUUUUCUCAAGGUAAUUUAUUUGGAUCUGACAGUUUUGGCUCUGUAUAUAAAGGAGUCCUUCAUCCUAAAGAAACAUUAAUUGCUGUGAAGGUCCUUAACCUUCAACACAAGGCUGCUUCCAAUAGCUUUAUGGCUGAAUGUAAUGUCUUAAGAAAUAUUCGGCACAGGAAUCUUGUUAAGAUAUUAACAUGUAGCUCUAGCAUGGAUUAUGCUGGAAAUCAAUUCAAAGCUCUAGUCUUUGAAUUCAUGACAAAUGGGAGUUUAGAUUUAUGGUUGCAUCCGGAGAUAGACAAUGAAAAUCAAUCACGAGACUUAAGCCUUCUUCGAAGACUAAAUGUUGCAAUUGAUGUUGCUUCUGCAUUAAAUUAUCUUCACAACCAUUCUGUGCCACCAAUCAUUCAUUGUGAUUUAAAGCCUAGCAAUGUUCUUCUUGAUAAUGAUAUGGUUGCUCAUGUAAGCGAUUUUGGCUUAGCAAGGCUCCUCUCAACUGAUGAUUCUUCUCAAAAGCAGACUAGUACAAUUGGGAUAAAGGGAUCUAGUGGUUAUGCCACUCCAGGUAUUGUCUUUCAAAUUCUGUUUAAAUUUUAAAAUAUCCUAAUAGUUAUUGUUAAAAAAUUUGUUUGAAACAUAUUGAUUUUUAUUUUUAGCAAUAACCUUGUACUAUCAACAUAACACCCUCUCUCACACUACAUACUAGAAACACGCAUAAACACAAACAAUUUAUUUUAUAAAUAAAAAAUUCAAAGUA